Molecule: messenger RNA, 666 nt
Organism: Rhizoctonia solani
Lineage: Eukaryota; Fungi; Basidiomycota; Agaricomycetes; Cantharellales; Ceratobasidiaceae
Product: Retrovirus-related Pol polyprotein from transposon TNT 1-94
Exons: 2
Coding region: 1-666 (221 amino acids)
Source: RefSeq, a predicted model, not a curated record
AUGGAAGCAGUGGGACAACAAGGCAUUCUUUCAAAUCACCCUCAAUAUGGAGGAUGGUGUCAUGAACAAUAUGUUGACACAACAUUGGCAAACAAAGCCUGGAUGCAGAUUGUUGAGCACUGGGAAGGCAAGGGCAUGCAAUUGCUGUCCUUCCUAUACCAACAAUUAAUGAGCACAAAAAUCAAGGAAGAAGAGGACCUUACCACUGGGUUCAAUUUGAUAAAAUCAACAGUCUCAAAAAUCAAGACACUUGGAGAGUCCAUCAGCAAUUUCCUACUUGCUCAGAUAAUCAUGAAUGCGCUCCCACUGUCCUAUGCAAUCAUCAGCACUGUCAUCCAGACAUCUAUGCAGCAGGCAGCCAUCACAUCCAAUGCCAUAUGCAAAGCUGCAUUACAAGAGGAAGAACAUCAGCAAAAAGGUGGAGGGAUUACUGCAAUCAAGGAACAACCCAAAAGGGAAGAAAAGGACCUAGGUCCUCCUUGUGCCAACUGUUCAAAGCCUGGUCAGACCAAGCAGGAAUGCUGGGCAAAAGGUGGUGGAGCCAAAGGCACUGGUCCCCAGCAGAGACAGCAGAACUCAAAGCAGUUGAAAGACAAGUUCAACAAGUCCCAAGCCAACUGUCAUAAACAGAGGAAAAUAGAACUAGCCAGAAUUGAACCAGCUUGA